Molecule: messenger RNA, 1653 nt
Organism: Oryza brachyantha (malo sina)
Lineage: Eukaryota; Viridiplantae; Streptophyta; Magnoliopsida; Poales; Poaceae
Product: protein FLX-like 2
Exons: 5
Coding region: 414-1637 (407 amino acids)
Source: RefSeq, a predicted model, not a curated record
UGAAGGUCGCUGCCUGCUACCACCCCAACGCCAAACGCUGCCACUCCGACCGGCCGGCGCUGGCUCUCGCCCCCACUUCGACGCGCACCUCCGGAGCCCCAACACCGGCCGGCGCUGCGCCCGUGCUCCCGACCGGCGCCGGUGCCAGCACCGCCGCCUGCUCCCGACUGAACUCUAACCGCCGUGGCCGGAUGCUGCUAACCGCGCCCACUCCAUCGGCCGCCGCCUGCUUCCACCCCAAAGACGACGGCCACCUGCUGCGCCCAUGCUACCUCUUCUAUGCAGAUGGGAGAAACAAUUAAUUGAAGAUGUUUCUAUUAGGUUUGCCCCUCUUGACAUCAAGAUUGAUAUAAUGAUCAAGGAAAACAAAAAGGACAGUUGAAAUCAUCCAAAGCUAAUAGCCAUCCAGUAUAAUGGCAUACCGUGGACAACUGGAUGGACGCCAAGCUUUAGGUUUGAUGCGUGAUGGCUCCUUCCCUGGAUCCAGCCUUUCUGGCCGCCAACCUUUGGAUCAUACUGCCACCACUCUGGAAAUCUUGGAAAAGAAGCUUGCUGCGCAGACUGCCGAGGCAGAAAAGCUUAUUAGAGAGAAUCAACGAUUGGCAACAAGCCAUGUGGUCUUGAGGCAGGAUAUUGUUGAUACUGAGAAAGAGAUGCAAAUGAUCCGUGCUCACCUAAGCGAUGUUCAGACAGAGACUGAUAUGCAGAUGAGAAAUUUGGCUGAGAGAAUGAGGUUGAUGGAGGCAGAUAUACAAGCUGGUGAUGCAGUGAAGACGGAUCUUCAUCACGUGCAUAUGGAGGCAAAGAGACUUAUUGCUGAGAGGCAGAUGCUUAGCGUUGAGAUAGAUAAAGUAACUAAAGAGAUAAAUAAACUCUCUGGUGACGGUAAGAAACUUCCUGAAUUACUGGCUGAGCUAGAUGGGCUCCGGAAAGAGCAUCAGGGUCUAAGAUCUGCUUUUGAAUAUGAGAAAAAUACAAACAUCAAGCAAGUUGAGCAGAUGCGGACGAUGGAAAUAAAUUUAAUGACUAUGACCAAAGAGGCUGACAAGUUACGUGCUGACGUGGCAAAUGCUGAAAAGCGAGCACAAGCAGCACAGUCAGUGGCAGCACAGGCGGGGGCAGCACAUGUGACAGCUUCGCAACCUGGGGCAGCACAAGCUACAGCAGUGCCAGCUGCCACAAACCCAUAUGCCAAUGCAUUUACCAGCCAUGCCUCUGCAUAUCAGCAAGGAGCCACCCAACCUGGGGUUUAUCAGCAAGGGACAACCCAAGCUGGGGUGUAUCAACAAGGAUCUGCCCAAGCUGGGGCAUAUGCUUACCCAACUGCUUAUGAUGCUGCUGCCGCUUACCAGAUGCAUGCUGCGCAAGCGAAUGCAUAUGCAGGCUAUCCUGGCUAUCAGGUUGCAGGUUACACACAGGCCGCCCUACAAGGUUAUCCUGGUGCUUAUGCUGCACCUCAGCACCCAAUAAGCAGUGGGGUAGCUACAGAUGCUGCGAGCAUGUAUGGUGUGGUCAGUAGUGCUGGAUAUCCUACUGGAGCUGUUCAGUCAAGCAGUGGAGCUGCAGCUGCCAAUGCAGGACAAGCACCAGCAACUUAUCCUGGCGCGUAUGACCCAACCAGAGCAGGCCAGAGAUGAAAUCCCAGUUCCAAAC